AUGGAUGGCUCUGUGACGGGUACAAAUGGGCAAAGUAAAGAGUCAGAGGCCAAAAACAACGCGAACAGCACAAGCGUCCGCAAGAUGACUGAAACGAAAGUCCCCGCGACGGAAAGUGAUUCAAAUAAUGGGGAUGGAUCAGUGAAUCAUUCAUCUUUCCCAUCAACAACCACUCAAAUCUCUUCUUCAUCGGGGAGAAGUCGACGAAAAGCCCCGCCCAAAAAAGUCAUCCUUGAUGAGGAAUUCUAUGAGAAUUCCCUCAAAAAAAUCAAA
Mesorhabditis belari is the source of this 273-nucleotide messenger RNA. The record is from the annotation of a GenBank genome assembly. NCBI's taxonomy places the organism in Eukaryota, Metazoa, Nematoda, Chromadorea, Rhabditida, Rhabditidae.